Molecule: messenger RNA, 919 nt
Organism: Fusarium odoratissimum NRRL 54006
Lineage: Eukaryota; Fungi; Ascomycota; Sordariomycetes; Hypocreales; Nectriaceae
Exons: 1
Coding region: 150-473 (107 amino acids)
Source: RefSeq, a predicted model, not a curated record
CGAGCCGAAGCACCCUCAGCCCGGGGACCAGCCCGAGAAGGAUAUAAGUAGAUUGAAAGGACUCCGAAUUCCCCAGAUUCUGUACUCCAAACCAUCUGUUAUCUGAUCAAUACAUCCAUCUACUCGCUCUAAUCUCCAACACUUUCAUCAUGAGCUCUUCCAUCCAGACUCUCUCCCGUGGUGUUCGCACUGCUCCUCGUGCUCUCCGUGGACUUACCCAGGUUCGACGACUGAGCACCACCGAGCCCAGCCGUAACCUCUCCAACACUCGCGAUUCGGCUGUCCAUGAUCCCAUCAUGGACAAGUUCUGGGGCAACCGUGUCAACGUUUCCGAAACUUCCGCCAUCGUCACUGAGACACCCAGCAUCUCCGCUGCCACUACCAGCCGUGACCCUCCUCUGGGCACCAACGUCUUUGAGCCUUCAUCCGCUCCUCGCUGGUCUGGCAUCUCCAUCCCUGCUGGCCGACAAUAGAUGAGUAGUGGCCAUAGCAUCGCACACAUCACCACAAACAAGGCAUUGUCAGCUUCCAGAUGACUGUCCUAACCCAUCGCGUCGGGAUUUAUCCCACCGAAUGACGAUAUGAAACGUUCCACCAUGCCCCGACAUACCAUUACUACACCACGGAUACCCAGCCUCUUCAUGAAAUGAGAAAAAAUAUUCGCAGAAAUUUGUAUAUACCAGAAUCGCAUUGAGGGAUCUGAAAGAAUGAAUCUUGGAGCGAACUAUGGCAAGGGAUCAUUGGAUUUUAGCAAGGAAAGCAGCUGCGAUUGACCGAGCAGAGUAAAGACUUUUCCUCGAUUUGUACAUAACCUGGAUCUGAUUACUAGGCGUUUAUAGUUCUAGCAAUUGUAUAUAAUGAUCGAUAACCUGUCAAAACUGAAUACGCGUCGCCGUGAUUGUAAACUUGAUGCUGGGAC